Molecule: messenger RNA, 7684 nt
Organism: Cynoglossus semilaevis (tongue sole)
Lineage: Eukaryota; Metazoa; Chordata; Actinopteri; Pleuronectiformes; Cynoglossidae
Product: protein-methionine sulfoxide oxidase mical2b-like
Exons: 39
Coding region: 355-6012 (1885 amino acids)
Molecular function (GO): FAD binding; protein binding
Source: RefSeq, a predicted model, not a curated record
CGUGUUCAUGUUUCGUGUUGUUAUAGUGCUGCCUGCUUUUGCUUAAAACUGGAACUAUAUUUCCGUAACCUUUCAUCUUAUCAAAGUACACUAGUGGAAAAAAACUUUGAUCUUUGCUCCGCCCACCAGCACUCAGGGAACAGCUGUGCGGCGGCAGCUCAGAGUCUGGUUCUGUUUCAGUGGUCCGUGGUUCCGGAUUAUAAACGCUGAAGUUCUGUGAAGUUCGGUGUCGGCUCUUGUUCUUCUUCCGCCGCUGUUCCCAACCUUCCAGUCAUGGAGAUGAAUGCAUGAUAGGAGUUAAACCAACAGGACGUUAGACCAGACUCUGGACACCAGGGGUCUCCAUUGUCACAGAUGGGUGAGACGGAGGACGAACGCACGGCUCAGGCCAGUCAGCUCUUUGAGAACUUUGUCCAGACGUCCACCUGUAAAGGGACGCUGCAGGCCUUCAGCAUCCUCUGCAGGCAGCUGGAGCUGGACCCUCUGGACUACAAGAACUUCUACAGCUCUCUGAAGGUCGCCGUCAGCUCCUGGAAGGUCAAGGCUCUGUGGACCAAACUGGACAAGAGGGCACAGCACAAGGUCUACAGCCAGAACAGAGCCUGUGAGGGAACCAGGUGCCUGGUCAUCGGUGGAGGACCGUGUGGUCUCCGUACAGCCAUCGAGUUGGCGUUGUUGGGCUGUAAGGUGGUGGUGAUUGAGAAGAGAGACACCUUCUCCAGGAACAACGUCCUCCACCUGUGGCCCUUCACCAUUCAUGACCUCAAGGGCCUCGAAGCCAAGAAGUUCUACGGCAAGUUCUGUGCCGGCUCCAUCGAUCACAUCAGUAUCCGUCAGCUGCAGCUCAUGCUGCUGAAAGUGUGUCUGAUUCUGGGAGUAGAAGUUCAUGUCAACGUGGAGUUUGUCAAACUAACGGAACCUCCAUCAGAGCAAACUGGUGACGGUCCUGGAUGGAGAGCUCAGAUCAAUCCACCCUCACAUCCUGUCUCCGACUUUGACUUUGACGUCGUGAUCGGAGCUGAUGGACGCAGAUCCACACUAGAGGGAUUCAGUCGUAAAGAGUUCCGAGGGAAGCUGGCCAUCGCCAUCACGGCUAACUUUGUCAACAGGAACACCACGGCCGAGGCCAAGGUGGAGGAGAUCAGUGGCGUGGCCUUCAUCUUCAACCAGAAGUUCUUUCUGGAACUAAAAGAGGAGACGGGAAUCGAUCUGGAGAACAUCGUGUACUACAGAGACAACACGCACUACUUUGUCAUGACGGCGAAGAAGCAGAGUCUGCUGGACAAAGGCGUCAUCAUCAAUGACUACAUUGAAACAGAGCGACUGCUAAGUCUUGACAACGUGGACCAGGAAGCCUUGCUGUCCUACGCCCGCGAGGCCGCUGACUUCGGCACCAACUACCACCUGCCGUCUCUGGACUACGCCAUCAACCACUACGGCCAGCCGGACGUGGCCAUGUUCGACUUCACCUGCAUGUACGCCGCCGAGAACGCUGCUCUGAUCAGGGAGAGACAUGGACACCAGCUGCUGGUGGCCUUGGUGGGAGACAGUCUCCUGGAGCCCUUUUGGCCCAUGGGUACAGGCUGUGCUCGGGGUUUCCUGGCAGCCUUCGACGCGGCGUGGAUGGUGCGAGGCUGGGCACAGGGACGGAACCCUCUGGAAAUCCUGGCAGAAAGAGCCAGUAUUUACAGACUGCUGCCUCAGACCACCCCGGAGAACAUCAGCAAGAACUUUGAGCAGUACAGCAUCGACCCGUCCACGCGGUACCCCAACCUCAGCGCCAACUGUGUGAAACCACACCAGGUUCGUCACCUGUACCUGGAUGGUCUGCAGGGUUCCUCCAGACUGGCAGGGGGCGGUCACACAGGACGGUCAGUCAACCGGUCCAAGGGAGAGUCCGAGGUUCGACCCAGCCGUCUGCUCAGCUGGUGUCAACGACAGACGCAGGGCUACAGAGGGGUGGAGGUCACCAACCUGACGUCUUCGUGGAGGGACGGCCUGGCUCUGUGUGCUCUCAUUCACAGACAGAGGCCAGAACUCAUUGAUUACGAAUCGCUGAACGAGGACGAUGUGGCCAGAAACAACCAGUUGGCGUUUGACGUGGCGGAGCGAGAGUUUGGAAUCCAGCCGAUGACCACGGGGAAGGAGAUGGAAGCUGGGUCAGAACCGGACAAACUAUUGAUGGUUCUCUACCUGUCCAAGUUCUUUGAGACCUUCAGGAACUCGUCACUCAACAACGGUGUAGAAGAGUUGGAUGAAAACGGAGAAGGUUCUUCACAACAGUCCAACAUCAUGCUGCUGAGGAAGAGGACACCCAGGGAGGACAAAACGUCAGACGAGGAUUCGACGAAGAAGAGACGACGGAGGGGAAACCGUUACCUGACUGAGCUGUCCUGCCACAGCAUGCUCCCUGCUGGUGAGGAUGGAGAACUGCGGGAGAACAAGGUCCGAUCCAUGGCCACACAGCUGCUGGCCAAGUUUGAAGAGAACUCCUCCACGACGCAGACCCGCACUAAGUUUGAUCUGUCCUUCUCUCCUCCUCUCUCUCCUUCCACCUCUCCUCUUCCUCCCCCAGAGGAGGAGGGAGAGGCUGAUGUGGAGGAAAAGGAGGAAACAGAAAACCCUCGUUUUGCCAAACCCAAAGAACCUCCUCCUUCUCCUCCUUGUGCUUGUUCAACCCCCGCUCGCCCAAAGUGGCAGCCUUCCAUCUACCUUCGUUUGUUGGAGAACUCCAGUUCUUCUAAACCUCCUCGGAGCUGCAGUCGUUCUCCUUCUCCUUCCUGCUCUCAGAGCUUCACUCCUCCUCGCUCGCCCAGUCCUCCUUCUUUCCCAGAAUCCACCUCUACCUGUCUUUAUACUCCUGAUCAGGUGGAACCGUUGAUGCUGAACAGUUCCCACUCUGACCUCCAGAGGGUGUCUGCUGGAGAGUUUACCAGGAGGAGCAUAAAGGAGAGAGCUGACCUCCUCUCCUCCCUGUUCCCUGGGUCCAACAAACCUCCUUCUUUAUCUUCUCUGUCUGACUCAAAGGUGGCAGCAUCUACCUCUAUAUUUCCUCCCCCAUCAGUUUCUGUGUCUGAGAACCUCUUUCCUGUGGUCCAUCCUGUUCCUGACCCCACUGUCCACACAGGCUUCGCUCCUCUGUCCUCCUCCUCCUCAUCUUUCUCACACCCUCCCAGACUAAAGGACAGACAUCCCAGCACCGCCCCGUCUGAAGGGUCAGAGUUCAGCGUCGGUCAGAUCCGACCUCACUCCGACUUGACUGAGAGUAGAGACAGUGGAGGAGGUGACACCUGUGGAGGUGUGUCUGUGCUGCAGGAACUGUCUGUGACUAAGUCCAGAGCCUGUGGAGAUAGUGGUGAACAGACUGACCAGGAGACAGACGGCGGUGGUGACGGUGGUGGUGGUGGUGGUGACUUGGCUGAACCUGAUGAUCUGAAGUCCAGUAGAGGUGCUGGUGACCACACCGGGAGGGUAGGUCAAAGGUCACUGGUUCGCUGUGAGAGCUGUCCAGCUGGAGCUCCUGGUUACAGUAAAGAGCGAACAGUUGGGAAAGUGUCUUCAUCCAUAGACGCCAAAGCUCAGCUGCUGGCCCUCCUCUAUGAGACUGACCACAGGCCUGGUAACGCCCCGUGUGUGGUGCGCAAGGACUUGGGGGGAGGACUGGGGGGCAGUGACGUCUGUCACUUCUGCACCAAGAGGGUGUACGUGAUGGAGCGGCUCAGCGCUGAGGGAUACUUCUUCCACCGCGAGUGUUUCCGCUGUGACGUGUGCAAAUGCACGCUCCGUCUGGGGGGGCACACCUUCGACUCUCAGGAGGCAAAGUUCUACUGUAAGAUGCACUGGGCCCAGCGUCAGUCCAGCGUCCGCCCCGGGAGAGCACGGAGGACGACGAACCAUCCAAGUCCUGUCACACCGUUGGACAGUGGAGGCUUCUCUGACUCAGGCAGUAACAGCAGCAGCAGCAGCAGCAGCAGCAUCGUCCCAAAACCCUCCUGCAGGUCCCCUGGGUUUCUUGCUUGUGUGGGACCUGAGCUGGUCGAGGCAUGCUGCAAGGACAGCUCCCCUCACCUGAGGCUCUGUCCAGACCUCUGUCCUGCACCUCCUAGACUUGGCCUUUCUCCUCUGUUCUUUUGCACUCUCCCAGAUGACGUUUCCUUGGCUGUGAUUGUCUAUGUUCUGGUUCUGGUUCUGGUUCUGGACGCAGACUUCCACAGCCUUGUUUUUACUCUGACAGCCACUAAAAUGUCUGCGUUUUCCCUCCAGCUAAGUCCGGCAGCGCUGCUCUCUUCCUUCACGUGUUGGUCUCCGGUGUGUCUGUCCACACUGACCACUGUCUUCACACUGGCUGCCUUUAGGAGUCGGGACUGUUCCGGUUUGUCUGCUGGCCUCGGUGCGGCGUCACAUUUCACAUCACAUAAACUUGAUGGCAGAAUGAAAAGAGUUCCUGAAGACACAGAGAUGGACGUGGACACUGAGGACAGUGACACCUCAGGAUCCAGGGACCAGAGUCAGGAGGUCACCAGCAGAGAGCAUGAUGAUGUCAAACACAAUCAUCGAUGGAGAAAGAAGAUUAAAGCUGCAUUCCCGCUGAUGUUCAUCAACCCUUUCCAUAGAAGUUCACCUGUGGACACAGUCAGACCAGAGACGGUUCCUGAGUCUGACUUUGAGGAGAUCACAUCUGCAGAGCUGGAAAAUAGCUGUGAAGGUGGACGUCAGAUGUCUGCAGACCUCCAGGGUCAGCCAGAGGAAGAAGAAAACAAUGGUGGACAAAACUCAGCCACCACAAAGACUGUAUCACCUCCAAGGACUCGCUUAAAAAUCUCUCGUGCCCAGAAGGAGAAGCUCCUGAACUGGGACUUUCAUGUAGCAGCAGAAGAAGCUGAGCAGACGACGCAGCAGCUCAAGAACCAGGUACCAGCAGAGGCAUCUGUGAAUGAACCUCAGACAGACCAGGACCAGAACCAGAACCAGAACCAAAGCUCCAGCUCUUUCCACUCAACCUUCCAGAUUAUCACCAAUGCCUUUAGGAGAACGUUCAGUGUGACCAACAGGUCCAGCAGUGUCAGCAAUGGAGUGGUCAUGAGAGCCAAAUGUGACGGCAGCGGCAGACCGAGGCCGGUGUCACUGGGAGCCCUCAGCUUCACCUCCGCCUUCAGUGUAGCCUCACACUCUGACCAGGAGACCAACACCGAGGAGAACCCUAAUCCCUGCUGGUCGUCUGCAGGCUCCAGUCACGGGAGUGGAGCCCAUGACCUGCCAGCUCUGCUGCAACAGGUCUCCCUGAAGAACCAGAGAGGGUCUGGAGGAGUUCCCCCUGAUGACAUGGGUUCACUGCCCCGUAGGAGAGUGGAUCUGUUCUCCUCCUUGAGACUGAGGAGGAGCAGGGAGUCAGAGAGUAAAGGAAAGGAGGUGGAGAAGGAGCCCACAACCAUGUUUAGCAACUUGAGGAGCAAAGAGAAUCUGGAGUCUGAGGAAAAUGAAGACGUGUCUAAGGUGGCCCAGCAGGUCAAGAGAGAAGAGCUGAAGAGGCUUCACCGAGCUCAGGCGAUCCAGAGACAGCUGGAGGAAGUGGGGGAGAAACAGAGGGAGGUGGAGGAGAGAGGAGUAAUACUGGAGAAGGCCAUCAGAGGAGAAGCAGGAUCCUCUUCCUCCCAGUUGGACCACAGUGAUGAGGCCCAGCUCUAUCAGUCCUGGUUCAGACUGGUUUUGGAGAAGAACAGAUUGGCACGAUAUGAGUCUGAACUCGAGGUUUUUGCUCAAGAACUUGAACUGGAGGACAGACAGUGUCGACUGCAGCGAGAGCUGCGAUCCCGGAUGGCGACGGACGACACUGAAAAGAGUGCCACGCAGCUCCAGGAGGAGCAGGAGAUCCUGACGGAGAUCAUGAGGACAGUGGAGAAACGGGACAUGCUGGUCUCAGCUCUGGAGGAGCAGAGGCUGAAGGAGAAGGCAGAGGACAGAGACCUGGAGAGUCUGGUUCUGUCCAAGGGCUAUGAGUUUCACUGGACGUAGGUGAUGACAGCUAGACAUUAGUGGACACUGGACUUCCCCGAGGACAGAGGUCAGAGGUCAGAGGUCAGGAGACCCUGGACUGUCAUGGUCUGAAGGCUGAAGCAGCUCGGCUCAGCUUAGCUUCAUGUGUUUACAAGUACAUAUCACACAUCAACAAACUGGGAGGGACAGACAGGUGGGACCGACAGGAGGGUCAGACAGAGGAGGGGCAGACAGAGAUGAACCAAUAAUACUGCCCCCCUCAGGCAGAAAGUGUGAAGUAACCAGGACAGAUGGUCAUUGGUUGUAAAGUGAGGACGGUUUUGAACAUGUUUCACACUGGAACUUUAAAGAACUCUUGUGUUUUAAUUCAUCCUCAGGGGAGCCUUUCAUGUGCUACACGCUGGUGUUAAAUUGUUGUGUGUGUUUUGUGUGACUCACUCUUUGGCACUGUGCUGUUGUUUAUUUUUAUUAUUAUUAUUGUCAUUUUAAUUUUAUUCUUUAUGUUCUGAAACACUCAAGAAUUUUCUAUUGAGACCCAAACAGACACGGAGGAAAUGACGUCGUUGUUAUGUUGACGAAGACGUUCUGCUGCUGUCACUUUAAAUCUGCUGCUGUGGUGGUUGUCAGGGGCUGCGAUGUCUCGUUUUUCUACUGAUUUCAUCCAAGUCAAGCAUAGGAUGAAAUUAAUAAACCACCAGAGGGCGACACUUCUGCUUACUUCAUUUACUAAAUGGAACGUUUAUUUAUUUUAUAACGGACUCACUCACGUUUUGUGAACUUCCUCUUUUAAAGACGUACCUGACAAAUACUUCCUGGCCAUUACGUCUGGGUCAUGUGACCAUACGUUGUCAAAAACCAUGUUCUGUUCGAAGUCGCCCUCUGGUGGUUCACCACUGCUUGGACAGGUUCCCAUCUCCAUGUUUGUAUUUGUAGUCUAUUAUUGUGACGUGAACAUUGUUGUGUGUACUGCGUGCCCUACGUGGACUCGUCUGUGUGUGUGUGCGUGUGCGUGAGAGCUCGACCACACUUAUUUAUACCGUCACCGUUUACACAAAGACUUGUUUCGUGUGCUUUGGUUUUUAUGCUGAUUUUAUGUUUUGAUUGGAAACAGAACCUUUAAUAAAAAGUUUAAUUUAAAAUAUUUUUAUGACAUUUUACAGGCAAGAAAAUAAAGUCAUCGUUGCUAUUUUAUAGGAUGACGUCAGUAAAUAAUAUAUAUUAAAAUGUAUUUAUUAUUAAAUGUUAAACAUAAUUAUUUGAUCGUUCUGAUUUUUAAACCAGAUUAAACCGCUUUAGCGUGUUCUACGUCACGUAGAAAAGGAAUAAAUGACAAACGUCACGUCAAAACUAGAACAUUCUGAUGUAAAACAAUGUCAAAGUCAUCACUGAAAAUCACAUGAAAAAGAAAUAGAAAAUAGAAAUAUAUAAUUCACCGCAGAACAAUAGAAUUGCCGUAGUUCUUUAUGACUACAUUCACAUACGUUUAUGAUGACGUAAUCUGUUGUUUAGCGCCUAAAUAAUGUACCAGUAAUGAACAUUCUAGAACGAUUCUGGACUUUUAACAUAUACAAAUCCAUGAACGUUAUAGUUGAAGAACAACCAAACUGACGUCACCGCAAAAGUAAAAACAAAUCAAGAAAUCAAUGAAAAGUCAAAAAUAUCAGUGAGAACAGUUUUACUAACCCUGUUA